AUGGAUCAACCCGGCCCUUCGACUAGCAAUCAGGAUCCUAGAAUUGAUUUUAUCGGUUCCUAUGUAGUGAAAUCUUUAAAAUUGAAACCUGAAAAAUGGAUGCGUGUGUUAAGUAUAGAGGAACACAGAUCGACUCUUAAAGAUUUCUUAGAUAAACCUCAUCCGAUUCUCUUAGUCGUUGUUCUUACUCACGCGGCCCAAUUAGUGCCAGUUAUAUCAUUCCCAUGUUAUCUAAAAAAUAAGGCUGUUUUCUUUGUAAAGAAGCGUCCCGACGUUGUGCCUAAAGAAAGAUGCGCAGAAAUGGUAAUUUUCGGAGAUUUAGCUCCAAGAUUAAUCGAUGAACUGGCAGCUCUGGUGGAUGAAGUGUUCGUACCGAUGCUCUCAAAUCCACUUAAUCAUGAGGGUUGGCCGCUUGUAGUCUCUCAGGACAUAUUAAAGCAGAUACAUAAUCUCAAAAGCACUGUUUAUGAGGUAAAAGGUAAGAUCCUGUAUCUCAAAAGUGCGAUUGAAGGCGUUGUUAUAAAAUGGGCUCAGCAGAUUAAUGACGUUAUGAUGGAAGACUCUUCUCAGGCUUUUGAAAAUGGUCAAAAUCCAUUGCCAGCUGUUGAACUUGCGUUUUGGAAGUCACGUUUAAGUAAUUUAAACUAUAUAUAUGAUCAACUCCGUACCGAUCGAGUUCGUUGUAUGGCCGUCAUUCUGGAAAAAACGACAUCUGCUUACUAUCCUUGCUUCAGUCGCCUGUUUAAAAAUAUUGUGUCAGCACUGGCUGAGGCUCGUGAAAUCGACUUAUAUUUAAAGACGCUAGAAAAACACUUUCAAGCUUUAGAAGACACAGAUUUUACUGAGAGUCAACCAUUAUUUCGGCCGUUAUUUCACAUUAUUUGUAUGGUGUGGAGGGACUCAAAAUAUUAUUGUAGUUCUUCAAAACUUAUGGUACUCAUUAAACAGAUAUGUAAUUUACUCAUUUAUCAGGCAAAAAAAUGUCUUGAUCCAAGUACUCUAUUCCAUAGUGACAUAGAUGAAGCAAGACAAAGAAUUCAACUUACUAUUGAUAUACUAAAAAAUUUUAGAAGCACUUUUGAUUACUUUAAAGAAAGAUUGCCGAAAUAUUUUGUCGAUAGAGCAGUUAUCCCAUGGACGUUCCACCCAAACGUUGUUUUCGAAAGAAUGAAUAAAUUUCUAGACAGACUGAACACAAUCCAAUGGUUUUUCAAAACAGUACUUGAAUUUCAAAAAUUAGAGAAAAUUGAAAUUGGUGGUAUGAAAGGUCGUGUCCUGGGAGGACAAAUAAGAGAUAUCUCUGCUGAGUUCGAUGCAUAUUUUCACAGUUUUGCAUCAAAAUCAUAUGAUGUCUUGGACCCUGACGACGAUACAUUUAAUGAGGAUUUUAAAGUAUUCCAGGAAAAUAUUAUUGACUUAGAUUUAAAAUUGUCUACCGUUUUAGUUGAGUCUUUCGAUAAUUGCUCUACUCUGGAAGGGAUUUUUAAGUUGAUUGAUAUUGUCGGCUCUGUGUUAGACAGACCACUUAUCAGUAACGAAUUCACGGCAAAAUAUGUCGAAAUAAUUGGUAUGCUGGACGAAGAAAUAAAUAUAUGUGAGGAACUUUUUAAGGAGCAAUGCCAUCGUCUUCAGAAAUAUGGUCAUAUGGAAAUUGACGCGUUUUUUCCACCAAUCGCGGGCGGCAUAUUGUAUAUGACCACAUUAGCCAUGAGAGUGACGAAACCGGUGUCGUGCUUUAAAAAUUUACAGCAUCCGAUAAAAGAAAAGGAAGACGCUAUUAAAUUGUUCGAUAGAUAUGAUCAGUUGAUGAAAGAUAUCACGGAUUUUAAGAGAAAAUACUUUAAUGAGUGGACCGCUACAAUACCAAAGAUAAUCGAACUUAACAUAAAUAACACAAUACUUGCACGCCAAGGGUCGGAUCUUGUACUGAACUUCAGCCCUGAGAUAAUGGAACUCAUGAAAGAAGUACACCAUCUGCGUAACAACAAGGAUUUUAAACAAGAUUUGCCUCCGGAAUCUCUAGAGUUAUUUGGAAAACAAGAAACGUAUAGACAAUAUCGUAUCAACCUUGGCAUAACUAUUGACUGGUACAAUCAAAUAAGGAAGAAUAGUCAAAAAGUGGAAUUUGAUUUAGUCGAAGACGAGAUAAAGGCUAUAGACGAGAGAAUCGAAAUGGCACAGAAUGAACUUAACUGGAACUCUAAAGCUAGUUUAAAUGUUCUCGGAUAUAUUACCGAACAUAUGAAUCCCAAAAAUAAACUUGCACCAUUAUUUGAGGCGCAAUUAGAACUAUUAGAACCAGAUAUGGUUUUCUGCCCGAGCUUAGAUCCCAACGAGGAGAAAGGGUUUAUGUCUAUGAUUAAUAAAUUAAUCCAAGAUAUUCUUAAAAUGUCGACGCUCAUACAAAGAAUAGAUCCGACCAAAAAAGAUUCCUAUGAGACACAAAUUGUUGGACAUCAAGAUGUCGUAGAAAUGAAGGAGGAAAUUCUAAAUGGAAUAGAAAGGGUUAUAGAAGAGGCAAACGAUUUUUGUAAGACUUUUGAAAAUUAUUCAUACUUAUGGCUUGAAGAACGUGAUGCUAUAAUGGAGAUAUUUUUGACAUACGGUAGGAUAUUGACCCCAGAAGAAAUAGAUCGAAUAGGUUCCGAAGACAAAGAAAUAAUUCAACCAACGCCGUGUGCCCCUAAAAUGGAAGCUUUUAGGGAACAAAUUGAUCACUAUGAGAAUCUUUUUAUGGAUAUUGAAGAAAUGGAUUCAUAUAAAGUGUUUAACUCGUGGUUUCAGGUUGAUAUAAGACCAUUCCGACAAGCACUCCUCAAUACAGUCCGUAAGUGGGGCAACAUGUACAAAGAGCACUUAGUUGAAAAUGUAACAUCUAGUCUCAGUGAUCUUGGUAAUUUUAUUCGCAAAGCUGAUGAGGGGCUUCUCCAACCGGUACCUGAAGGAGAUUAUGAAGCGUUGGUAUCAGUAAUGGGAUAUUUGAUGAAUGUCAAGGAUCGCACAUUGACAACGGAUGACAUGUUUCAACCAUUGACUGAAACCAUAGAACUUCUGAAGUUUUAUGAUAUGGAUAUACCAGAAGAAGUCAAUGUGCUGCUACAAGAAUUACCGGAACAAUGGCAGGCUACAAAGAAAUUAGCCAUAACAGUGAAACAACAGGUAGCACCUCUUCAAGCCGCUGAAGUUGCUGGUAUAAGGAAGAAAAUUUCGGCUUUUGACUCACAUGUAACAUAUUAUAGAGAGGUUUUUAAGAAGUACGAUUUCUUCAAAUACGAAUGUGAUGAACCCUACCUCGUUAUGUCCAGAGUUGACAUGGAAAUGCUAAAUUUGGAAGACGAAAUGAAAGGAAUACAAGAAUCAGGUUCGCUAUUUGAAGUAAAUGUACCAGAGUUUAAAUUACUAAAACAAUGUAGAAAGGAAUUACGAAUGCUUAAGCAAUUGUGGGAUUACGUGUAUAUAGUCAGAACAAGUAUUGAGGAUUGGAAGACAACGCCCUGGCGGAAAAUUGAUGUCGAAAAUAUGGAUAUUGAAUGCAAGAAGUUUGCUAAAGAAAUAAGAUUACUAGAUAAAGAGAUGAGAAGUUGGGAUACCUACAUUAAUUUAGAAGCAACUGUAAAAAAUAUGCUCACGUCAUUAAGAGCUGUGGCAGAAUUGCAAAAUCCUGCGAUAAGAGAAAGACAUUGGGACCAACUAAUGAGAACCACUAAGAGCUUAGCUGCCUUGCCACCCGAACUCACAGUUAGAAUUGUAAUGGAUGCUAACACAACGUUAGCUGAUUUGCUAGCAUUAAACUUACACGAGUUCGAAGAAGAAGUGAAAAAUAUUGUUGAUAAAGCAGUGAAAGAAAUGUCCAUGGAAAAAAUACUUAAGGAUCUCAACGUAACAUGGAGCGGAAUGGAAUUUGAGCAAGAAGUGCACACAAGAACUGGCUGUGUUUUGUUAAGAGCCAGUGAAGAACUCAUAGAAACGCUCGAAGAGAAUCAGGUACAAUUACAAAAUCUAAUAACCUCUAAGUUUAUAGCACAUUUCUUAGAAGAGGUCUCGGGCUGGCAACAAAAAUUGUCUAUAGCAGAUCAAGUCAUUACAGUUUGGUUCGAAGUUCAAAGGACUUGGACUCACUUAGAAAGUAUAUUUAUGAGUUCGGAGGAUAUAAGGAAACAACUGCCAGAUGAUUCUGCUAGAUUUGAUAGAAUAGAUGCUGAAUUCAAAAUUUUAUCAAGUGACAUGGCCAAAACCCCGAAUGUUGUUAAGGGAACAAAUAAGGAGGGACUUGUGGGCAUUCUAGACAGUUUACAAAAAGAUUUAGUUAUAUGUGAAAAGGCGCUGGCUGAAUAUUUGGAAACCAAAAGACUUGCUUUUCCAAGAUUCUACUUUGUAUCAUCAGCAGAUCUUUUGGAUAUUUUAUCGAACGGCAAUCAGGCAGAAUUAGUCAUAAGACAUUUAACAAAAUUAUUUGAUUCCAUUGCUAAACUUCAAUUUAUUGAGAGUGAGAAACCUGGAGAAAAGACAGCUUCAGGAAUGAUAGCAAAAGAUGGUGAACUUGUUUCUUUUCAAGGUCUUUGUGACUGUACUGGACCAGUUGAAAUUUGGCUGAAUCGUUUACAAGACAUAAUGAGAUCGUCAAUUCGACAAUAUUUUGGAGAAGCGAUUGUAUCCUAUGAAGAAAAGUCACGUGAACAAUGGCUUUUUGACUUUAUGGCUCAAGUAUCUCUAUGCUGUACACAAAUUUGGUGGACAUCUGAAGUUAAUAUUGCAUUUGGCAGAUUAGAAGAAGGUUAUGACAAUGCACUUAAAGAUUAUUACAAAAAGCAACUGUCUCAACUUAGUACUUUAAUAACGCUAUUAAUUGGAGAACUCAGCAAGCAAGACCGACAAAAGAUCAUGACAAUAUGUACUAUCGAUGUCCAUUCAAGAGAUGUUGUCAGCAAGUUGAUUCAGGGGAAAGUUGAAUCAGGAUCUGCGUUUCAAUGGCAAUCUCAAUUAAGACACAGGUGGGGUGAAAAAGAACUUCAUUGUUUUGCAAACAUUUGCGAUGCUCAGUUCACAUAUAGUUAUGAAUAUUUAGGAAAUACACCAAGAUUAGUAAUAACCCCUCUUACUGAUCGUUGUUAUAUAACAUUAACUCAGUCCCUACACUUGAUAAUGGGUGGAGGACCUGCAGGCCCAGCUGGAACUGGAAAAACCGAAACCACAAAAGACUUAGGCAGAGCUUUGGGGAUAAUGGUUUAUGUGUUUAAUUGUUCGGAACAGAUGGAUUAUCAGUCUUGUGGAAAUAUUUAUAAAGGCUUAGCUCAAACUGGUGCCUGGGGAUGUUUCGAUGAAUUUAACCGAAUUUCGGUUGAAGUACUGUCAGUUGUAGCAGUGCAAGUUAAAUCUGUUCAAGAUGCUAUAAGGGAUAAAAAAGAUAAGUUUAAUUUUAUGGGAGAGAUCAUAGUUUUGGUUCCAACUGUGGGCAUUUUCAUAACAAUGAAUCCUGGUUACGCAGGGAGAACCGAAUUGCCAGAAAAUCUAAAGGCUCUGUUUAGGCCAUGUGCUAUGAGCUAUCAAAUCGGUUUGGUUGUUGCCGGUUCUUUAAAGAGAGGCGAUCCUGGGAGACCAGAAGAAGAAGUGCUCAUGAGAACUUUGCGUGAUUUCAAUAUACCAAAGAUAGUUACUGAUGAUAUGCCAGUGUUUAUGGGUUUGAUUGGGGAUCUAUUCCCAGCCUUAGAAGUACCUAGAAAAAGAGAUUUAGAAUUUGAGAGAACAGUAAAACAAGCUGCUAUGGAUUUGCUUCUUCAACCAGAAGAUAAUUUUAUACUAAAAGUAGUACAGUUAGAAGAACUGUUUGAAGUAGACAUUCCGUUUUCAUUGUUGGCAAUGCAGGCAAAUAUUGUAGGCGAGAAUCCAAAAUGGAUUGUGUUAGAUGGAGACAUAGAUCCUAUGUGGAUCGAGUCAUUAAAUACAGUAAUGGAUGACAAUAAAAUUUUAACUUUGGCAAGUAAUGAGCGAAUUGCCCUAACACCAAGCAUGAGACUGAUGUUCGAAAUAUCAAAUUUACGUACUGCUACACCCGCUACUGUCUCUAGAGCUGGUAUUUUAUAUAUCAAUCCACAAGAUUUGGGAUGGAACCCAUACGUAACCAGUUGGGUGGAAACUAGAAAGAUUCCUGCGGAAAAAUCGAAUUUGGUUAUUCUAUUCGAUAAAUACAUUCCUCCUUGUUUAGAAAAUAUUCGAAAUAGAUUUAAAAAAAUAACCCCCAUAGCAGACAUGGCUCACAUACAGAUGCUUUGUCAUCUAUUGAGUUGUUUAUUAGUUCCUGAAAAUACUCCUCCAGAUUGUCCAAAGGAAUGGCAUGACAUAUUUUUCGUAUUUGCUUGCGUUUGGGCAUUUGGCUCUGCUAUGUUUCAGGAUACAAAUGUGGAUUAUAGAAUUGAAUUUUCAAAUGGUGGGUCAAUGAAUUUAAAACUGUCAAGUUUCCCAGCUGGUGGUACCGUUUUUGACUAUUAUAUUGAUCUUGAAACGAAACAGUUUACACCUUGGACUGAAAAAAUUACAAAAUUUGAAUUGGAUAGCGACAUACCUUUACAGGCUGUAUUAGUACCAACCGCUGAGACAAUAAGAAUUAGAUUCUUCUUAGAUCUCUUGAUGAAAAAUAAGCAUCCUGUAAUGUUAGUUGGAAGCGCUGGCUGUGGAAAGACAGUAUUAGUGAACGAAAAACUACAAGGUCUUCCGGAAACGUAUGCUAUUCAAUCAAUUCCAUUUAAUUUUUAUACAACCUCAGAAAUGCUGCAAAAGAUUCUUGAGAAACCACUUGAAAAGAAAGCAGGAAGGAAUUAUGGUCCACCUGGAAUAAGACUUUAA
This is a messenger RNA of Danaus chrysippus (African queen), 6840 nucleotides long. NCBI's taxonomy places the organism in Eukaryota, Metazoa, Arthropoda, Insecta, Lepidoptera, Nymphalidae. The record is from the annotation of a GenBank genome assembly.